AUGACUGAACUUACUUCUAUAUCUAUUCCAUCUGAGAAACAGUCUGUGAAAAAGGGUGAUAGUUUAAUUGUUGAAAGUUCUGUUGAUAUAUCAGAAAAUACUGCGGUGAAGGAAUUCUUAGAGGAUAAAAGCCUAUGUAAAAUCAAUGAAAAUGAUGAAACAAGUGAAAAUAAUCCAGAAAAUACGUUGUUAGAUGAAGAAAAGACAAUCAAGGCCGAAAUUUCAGGUAUUUUAAAACAAAUUGUCGAGAGCUCUGUUGAUAAGUCAGAAAAUGCAACAGCGCUGAAACCCAAUCGAAAUGACAACCUAUUUAGAAUAAAGGAAGUAAAUGGAGAUAAUGAGGAAAAAACAUCUAUCGCUUUGUGUCAAGACAUAAUGCACACCACAAAAACUGAACUUGAAAAAAUUGAGAAACUCCAGAAAGAAAUUAAAGAUCAUGAUGUUCCAGUAGAAACCAAUGAAUUCAUCCGAGAUGUCAAUGAACAAAAAACACUCAGUGAUAAAACGUCGGAUUCUAAAACAAGAAGUACAAGAAAUGAGGAUACGAACUGUAUCAGCCCCGAGAAGAAUGUCGAAAGUGAAAUUGAUGUUGAGGCAUCUCAUGUAUCGGAAACAUACGAGUCAAUAUCUGAUGCCUGUUUGAGGAAGUAUAACAGUCUUAAGAAAAAACUAUCCUCAUUUGCAAAUGUUACUUCUAUUCAACCUUUCAUCAAUAUACGCAAUGCUGACACCAUGUCGGCAAGGUUAGUUUGGUUUUUAAUAGCAUUUUGUGUUUGGAGUAUUGUACUCAAUGGGGUUACAGAAAUUACCUCAAAAUAUCUCAGUUUUCCAACUGAAAACUCUCUGUACAAUCGUGAGGAACUGGUUACAUUUCCAUCUAUCACGCUUUGUCCCGUGUUGCCUGUUAUUUUUAAUAACACAUGGCGCCUAAGUUUUGAGGAUAUGCUAUUUCAAUUGCACAGUCAAAACAUAGAAACUUAUUUCUCAGACAACAAAAGUGUACAUGAAAACUUGAUAGCACCCAUAAUGGACAGAGUAGUGAGGAAAGAGGGGUAUUUAGACCUUGUAGGUGACAAAGUUCGCCUCAGAACAUACAGUGAUUUAAUCAUUGAAUGCCGUUUCAAUGGAGAGUUAUGCAACGAGACUGAUUUCAUCAACGUAACUGUUGGAAGCUAUGGUAACUGCUAUACAUUCGAUACUUAUUCAACUGACAUAUUUGAUGUAAGUGAAACAGGACCAGACUUUGGAUUACGACUCGUCUUAUUCCUCAAUUCCUACUCACCAUUGGAUGAACUCAUAAGCAGAGAUGAUUUUAAAUCGGAACUCCGUGAAUUUAAUAGUAAUUAUGCCACAUUAAGUGAUGGUAUAAGGAUGGCAAUCCAUGCUCCAGGUACGAUGCCAGAUAUGGAUAUUGAAGGUAUAGACCUUUCACCAGGAAAAUUCAUCACAAUUGGUCUCGCACAAGAUGUUCGUACUUUGCUUGAGCCACCAUAUGGAGAGUGUACCAAUGAACAGAACAACAAGGACACACCAUACGCGUAUACAGUGGACUUGUGCCUCAGACAGUGCCAGCAGGAACUCAUGAUAGCAAAAUGUGGAUGUAUGACCUACAAUGGACCGGUGCCUCCGAAUACGAAUGUAUCACAAACCCCCUACUGUGGUCAAAAGGUGAAAAGCAUGUAUUUUCAGGUGGUUAGCAAUGUACCUUAUAUUGUCACAAAUAACAAAUUUGAAUGGGAUGAAGUGAUCAAGUGGAGUGAUUUAAAAGAAAUUCUACAAGUAAUCAACUGUGAGAAAAAUGUUACAAAAAUGGUUUCUGUCGGUAACCAAACAUGUGGUUGUAAGAAGCAAUGCGUUGACAUCGUCUACGAUCCUCUAGUACAUUCCGUACCAUGGCCAAACGAAAAAUACUAUAAAGGAAUCAAUCGUAGAAACUUUAUCAGAUUCUUGAGACAGCAACCAAAAAUUGCCCGUAUCUUAAACGAAAACUUAUUCCAUAAUGACAUUGACAGUAUUGAUUCACAACGCGAGUUUUGUGACAUUGUAAAUCCCUUUAAUUAUGUAAAAAAUGCUGAGUAUCGAGAGCCUCCAUUAUUCUAUACGGAUACAUGGCCAUAUUUGGAUUGCAUAUUCAACCUACGGGACCCAAGUAAUCUUUAUGAUUAUGGAUAUUAUUACUGGUAUCAUAAUUUGUAUGAUGGAGACCCAACCAUCAACAAAUAUAAUAUUGUCAACAAGAUCAUCGAGAAGAACUUUUUAAAAGUCAACAUUUACUAUCGCUCCUUAACUGUGAACACAAUUGCUGAAGAACAAAGUUACCCACUCAACAAGUAUUUGUCUGAGUUAGGGGGAAUCAUCGGGAUGUAUGCUGGCAUGUCAGCAGUGUCUAUUGUGGAGCUAGCAAGCCUUUUGGUACCUCUUUUAUUGGUUCUCUGUAGAUAUAGAAGACGAUUCUAAAAAUAUUAAAGCCGAUAUAAAGAUGAU
Messenger RNA from Owenia fusiformis, 2484 nucleotides. Lineage: Eukaryota; Metazoa; Annelida; Polychaeta; Sabellida; Oweniidae. The record is from the annotation of a GenBank genome assembly.